Messenger RNA from Heterobasidion irregulare TC 32-1, 3207 nucleotides. RefSeq lists its product as uncharacterized. The transcript has 12 exons. Gene Ontology annotation, cellular component: cytosol; ribonucleoprotein complex. Gene Ontology annotation, biological process: cytosolic ribosome assembly. NCBI's taxonomy places the organism in Eukaryota, Fungi, Basidiomycota, Agaricomycetes, Russulales, Bondarzewiaceae. The record is from RefSeq and is a predicted model, not a curated record. Gene Ontology annotation, molecular function: ribosome binding; GTPase activity; GTP binding. The coding region runs from base 1 to 3207 and encodes 1068 amino acids.
AUGGACGCCGUGGUAGAAACCUGCAACGUCCGCGUCGUCACAACCAUUGGUCAUGUUGAUCAUGGCAAAACGACUCUCAUGGACGCUCUUCUCGCCUCAAAUAACAUCAUCUCCUCCCGGAUGGCCGGGAAAAUCAGAUAUCUGGACAGUAGAGAAGACGAACAGGAACGUGGCAUCACGAUGGAGAGCAGUGCCGUCUCUCUUAGAUUCAAAGUUAUGGAAAAGACAGCGGUGGGAGGAAGCUUUCCAAAAACAUAUGCCAUUAAUAUGAUCGACACUCCGGGGCAUGUCGAUUUCUCGAGCGAAGUGUCUACAGCAUCGCGAUUGGUCGAUGGUGCGCUCGUGCUUGUCGAUGUCGUCGAGGGCGUCUCGUCUCAGACCAUCUCUGUACUACGACAAGCAUGGCAGGAUAGACUUAGACCGAUACUCGUGAUCAACAAACUCGACCGGCUUGUCACAGAGCUCAAGCAAUCCCCGACCGAGGCGUAUCACCACCUCUCUCAGCUCAUCGAACAGGCGAACGCCGUCAUGGGUAGCUUCUUCGCCGGGGAGCGCAUGGGGGAUGACCUCCGCUGGCGCGAAGAGCGCGAGCGGCGUCUCGCGAGUAAGAAAGAGAGCCACGCAGACGAAGCGGACGCGAUCGUGAACGAGGCGGACGAAUUCCAGGAAAAAGACGACGAGGACAUCUACUUUGCGCCGGAGAAAGGCAACGUGAUAUUUGCGUCCGCGAUCGAUGGGUGGGGAUUCCGCAUAGGGAAGUUCGCCCAGAUCUUUGCAGCGAAGCUGGGGAUCAAAGAGGCUAAUUUCAGGAGCGUACUGUGGGGCGACUUCUACCUGGAUCCCAAGACGAAGCGUGUCAUCAGCUAUAAGCAUCUUCGAGGACGCUCUUUGAAGCCGCUGUUUGUCCAAUUUGUGCUUGAGAACAUCUGGGCGGUCUACGAUGCAGUCGCUAUCAACCCAAAUCCGGACAAAGUCACGAAAAUAGUAUCGACGCUCAACUUAAAAAUACCACCUCGUGAACUCAAGUCCAAAGACAGCCGCCAGCUCCUCUCCCUCAUCUUCACUCAAUGGCUAUCUCUCUCGACCUCCGUGAUCCAAGCCAUAGUCGACAUCGUACCCUCCCCGCCAGUCGCUCAGCCCAUGCGCAUACCCAAAAUGCUCUACCCCGAGCUCUACGAGUCGUCCAUUGCACCGAAGAAUAAACUCGAAAGGGACAUGUAUACCUGCGAUGCAUCGGCAAGUUCACACAUCGUCGCAUUCGUGAGUAAGAUGUUCGCCGUUCCACAAGCAGAGCUCCCAGAACGGAAGAAGCGCUCGCUCACUGCGGAAGAGAUGCGGGCACACGCCAAAGAAGCGAAGGCAAUGCGGCUCAAGGAUGAAGAAGAAACUGGGAACGGCACAGAUAAACCCGAAUCUACUUCUAUCCCAGCAGCUCCCGAUUCUGUUGAUAAGGACGAUGCGGACUCUAUCGAAGGUUUGAAGGACGCCGACGAGACCCUUCUUGGCUUCGCACGCUUGUAUUCGGGCACUAUUCGUAAUGGAAGCACGAUUUCGUGCGUACUUCCAAAAUAUAGUAAUGCGUUAGAACAGGGACACCCUCGCAAUCGACGACACGUCAUAGAGGCCAUUGUCGAAGGGUUAUACACCAUGAUGGGGCGGGAGCUCGUAGCGGUGGACUGUGUUCAUGCAGGAAACGUCUUCGCGAUCAAGGGCUUGGAAGGUAAGGUAUGGAGAUCUGCGACCUUGUGUGCUGCAGGGGUGGGUGCACAGGCAACGCCAGACGAAAAAUGGGCUAUCAAUCUGGGUGGGGUGAAUCUUCAGGCGCCACCCAUCGUCCGUGUUGCUCUCGAGCCAGCCAUGCCUGCUGAUAUGCCAAAACUUAUACGCGGCAUGAAGUUGCUCAGCCAGGCCGACCCUUGUGUAGAGACCUUCCAGCAGCAAACUGGAGAGCAUGUCAUUCUUACCGCCGGAGAACUGCAUCUGGAGCGCUGCUUGAAAGACCUUCGCGAGCGAUUCGCAAAAGUCGAUAUUCAUCCAUCUAAACCUAUAGUACCAUUCCGCGAAACCGCAGUCAAGGCUCCCGACAUGGCCCCUCCGAAAACCGCUGGGGCACCGCGAGGGACAGUCCAAGGGACAAGCCAUCUGAACCUCGUCAACUUCACUAUUCGCGCUGUCCCACUCCCAAACAGAAUCACCACGUUCAUUCGUAACAACAUCUCCGUUUUCAAAAGGUUGCAACACGAACAGGCUGCCGCUGACGACUCGACCGGCACUUACGACGAAGAAGACGAAAGUAAGGAGGCUGGCAUGUUAGGCGAUGUGAUGCACAAGCCGACCGUUCGCCCUGAGGAUUAUUGGCACACUCUGGAAGAAAUCUGUAGAGAGAUUGGAGGGGAAUGGGUUGAUAUUGUGGACACGAUCUGGGCUUCAGGACCUCACAAUGCUGGCGAGUGUUUGCUGAUUGACGCAAGGAAAGACGGAAAUCCCAAUUCUUUGAGACGUCGUUUAGAUCGUACCAAAGAAGGGGACUUGACUGACCAACGGAAGGACCAGCUAUCUAAAGAUUUCGAUGGUAACAUCGAAACAGGCUUUCAAAUUGCUACCUUCCAGGGCCCUUUGUGCGCCGAACCCGUGGAAGGCGUGGCGUUCUUCGUACAGGCCGUUGAGAUCGAUCGCGAAGGGGUUGAGAAGGAGCGUCAACAAAGUAGGAUAUCGCAGGUGACGGGAUCAGUGAUCUCAGCGAUGAAGGAUGCCUGUAGAAACGGAUUGUUGGAGUGGUCUCCGCGGUUGAUGUUGGCCAUGUAUUCAUGUGACAUACAGGCAUCAACGGACGUGCUAGGUAAAGUUUACGGCGUUGUAGCAAAGCGGCGUGGGAGGAUAGUGGCAGAGGAGAUGAAGGAGGGGACCUCGUUCUUCACCGUGCAAGCAAUGUUGCCAGUCGUGGAAAGCUUUGGAUUUGCGGAUGACAUCCGGAAGCGAACAUCAGGGGCAGCAAGCCCACAGCUUGUUUUCAGUGGAUACGAGUUAUUGGAUCAGGAUCCAUUUUGGGUGCCUACCACAGAGGAGGAGCUAGAGGAUCUAGGAGAAAAGGCAGAUCGAUCGAACGUAGCCAAGGCGUACAUGGACGGGGUUCGGGACCGAAAGGGAAUGUUCGUGGACCGAAAAAUUGUAGAGUUUGCAGAGAAGCAGAGGACUUUGAAACGGUAA